AUGUGCAUGUUCUGUGGUCUAUACUCGUGGAGUCUCACCCACACACUUAGCAACCCAAACAAUAAAAACUCCAUUCAUUAUUGAUGCGUACUUUCGUUUUGGUUCAGCGAGUUUAUAUAUGGAAUGUUCAUGCUCAAGGACGAAACAAAUGAGAAACUUGUUAGCGACAUGAUUCAUAUAUAUGUUUUCUCUCACUUGUACAUAAUAAUAUAAAUACACAGAGAUUCUCUUUCCCAUAA
Molecule: messenger RNA, 239 nt
Organism: Brassica napus (rape)
Lineage: Eukaryota; Viridiplantae; Streptophyta; Magnoliopsida; Brassicales; Brassicaceae
Source: RefSeq, a predicted model, not a curated record